AAACCCCAAAACCCCCAGGAUUGGAAAUUUGGAACAGAGUCCUAAAACCACUGCUACCUCUCUACUCAUGAACCUAAAACCACACCAAAACUCAGAAAUGAACUUCUUCUCUAUACAAUCCCUUUGAUUCCCCAAUCCACACCACAAAAUGGACCUAAUACUCCCCUACAAGCCAAACCCACUUCUCUGUUCUUCAACUCCACUCACCCAUUUAACCCCCAAAACCCUUCUCUUCAAGCUCCCCACAAAGCAAAGACCCAAAAUUUCCCGGAAAAAUUCAAACUUUCGUGUUAAAGCCGCUGCAAACCCAAAUGGGCCUGAUGGGUUUUCUUGGGUGAGUCUGGCUCGGUCUAUACGCCGCGGUUCGGAGCAGUUCUGGUCCAAUUUUGGUGACUCGGUGAAGAAGGAAACUGGGUUUGAUUUGAAUGAGGUGAAUGUGAAGGUGGGGGAGUAUUUGGGGAAAGCUGGGGAAGGGUUAAAGAGAGGUGGGUCUGAGUUGGAACGGUUUAGGACUGAGUUGGUGCCUGAGUUUGUGAGUUGGAAUCAGUGGGAAAGAUGGAAGGAUAUCAAGACAUGGGAACCUAAAAGAGUUGCAGCAUUGGUUUUCUAUGUUUUUAUUGCCGUGGUUUCGUGUCAAAGAAUGUAUGUAGCAAUUCGAGCUCCUAUCCAAGAUCGUCGGAGAAAAGAGUUGACAGAGGCUUAUAUGGAGGCAGUGAUUCCUGAGCCAUCUCCGAGUAAUGUUAGAAAGCUUAAGAAGAGUAUAUGGAGGAAGACGACACCUAAAGGCCUGAAAAUGAAGAAGUUUGUUGAAGGACCUGAUGGAACACUUGUCCAUGAUAGUUCUUAUGUGGGAGAGGAUGCAUGGGAUGAUGAUCCGCAGCUGCCUCAGGACAAUGUGAAACAAUUUAUUGACAGUGAUAUAAAAUUAAAUCCAGAAGAAAAGAAGGAAUUGAAAGAAGACCUGGGAGUUUCUGGUGAAGUUCAAGAGGAUACUGGAACAUGGCGUGAAAGACUUCAGAAAUGGAAGGAGAUCCUCCAAAAAGAAAAGUUAGCGGAGCAGUUGGACUCUGCAAAUUCCAAGUAUGUAGUGGAAUUUGACAUGAAAGAGGUUGAAAACAGUCUUCGCAAGGAUGUAGUGGAGAAGGUAACAGAGACACAAGGAACAAGGGCGUUAUGGAUAGCUAAAAGAUGGUGGCUUUAUCGUCCCAAACUUCCUUAUACCUACUUUCUUCAAAAGCUUGACAGCUCUGAGGUUGCUGCUGUUGUAUUUACAGAAGACCUAAAAAGAAUAUAUGUUACUAUGAAAGAAGGUUUUCCAUUAGAAUAUGUUGUUGAUAUCCCCCUAGACCCGUAUUUGUUUGAGAAUAUCUCAAGUUCUGGAGCUGAAGUUGAUCUUCUUCAGAAACGCCAGAUCCACUACUUUAUGAAGGUUGUGAUUGCAUUGGUGCCUGGGUUACUCAUUCUCUGGCUAAUACGCGAGUCUGUGAUGCUUCUGCAUAUCACUUCUAAGCGUUUUCUCUACAAAAAGUAUAAUCAACUUUUUGAUAUGGCUUAUGCAGAAAAUUUUAUCCUGCCUGUUGGAGAUGUAGGGGAAACAAGAUCCAUGUCCAAGGAAGUUGUGUUAGGAGGUGAUGUUUGGGAUCUUCUUGAUGAGCUGAUGAUUUAUAUGGGAAAUCCAAUGCAAUACUCUGAAAAAGAUGUGAAGUUUGUCAGGGGUGUUCUUCUCUCUGGACCUCCUGGAACUGGCAAAACACUUUUUGCAAGGACACUUGCAAAGGAAAGUGGGUUGCCAUUUGUUUUUGCUUCGGGUGCGGAGUUUACAGAUAGUGAAAAAAGUGGUGCUGCAAAAAUCAAUGAGAUGUUUUCUAUUGCAAGGAGAAAUGCUCCUUGUUUUGUAUUUGUGGAUGAGAUUGAUGCUAUUGCUGGAAGGCAUGCAAGACAGGAUCCUAGAAGAAGAGCAACAUUUGAGGCUUUGAUUGCACAGCUCGAUGGGGAGAAGGAAAAAACUGGCGUUGAUCGCUUCUCUCUCAGACAAGCUGUGAUAUUCAUCUGUGCGACCAACAGGCCAGAUGAAUUAGACCUUGAAUUUGUUCGAUCUGGACGUAUUGACCGUCGACUGUACAUUGGUUUGCCUGAUGCAAAGCAACGAGUGCAAAUUUUUAAAGUGCACAGCGCAGGAAAGCAACUUGCAGAAGAUGUAGAUUUUCGAAAAGUUGUCUUCCGUACGGUUGGUUUUUCUGGGGCAGAUAUUCGGAAUCUUGUAAAUGAAGCAGCAAUUAUGUCAGUGAGGAAAGGACGUUCAGAGAUAUAUCAGGAAGACAUAGUGGAUGUAUUAGAUAAACAAUUGCUUGAGGGCAUGGGUGUACUUCUUACUGAGGAAGAGCAGCGGAAGUGCGAACAAAGUGUGUCUUCUGAAAAGAAGAAACUGCUGGCUGUUCAUGAAGCUGGUCACAUACUAUUAGCUCAUCUGUUUCCUCAAUUUGACUGGCAUGCAUUUUCUCAACUUCUGCCUGGUGGGAAGGAAACUGCAGUAUCUGUAUUCUAUCCCCGAGAAGAUAUGGUAGACCAAGGUUAUACAACCUUUGGCUACAUGAAGAUGCAAAUGGUGGUAGCUCAUGGUGGGCGUUGCGCUGAACGUGUUGUGUAUGGUGAUGACAUAACUGAUGGAGGAAGAGAUGAUCUGGAAAAGCUAACAAAGAUUGCUCGAGAGAUGGUAAUUAGCCCUCAAAACUCAAGAUUGGGGCUUACAGCUCUAACAAAAAGAAUUGGACUAAUGGAUCGACCAGACAGUCCAGAUGGCGAAUUGAUAAGAUACAGGUGGGAGGACCCCAAUGUGAUUCCAGCCAAUAUGACUCUUGAAGUGUCUGAGCUAUUUACCCGAGAGUUGACAAGGUACAUUGAGGAAACAGAAGAACUUGCGAUGAAUGGUUUGAGAAACAACAGGCAUAUUCUGGACAUGAUUACUGAGGAACUAUUAGAGAAGUCAAGGAUUACUGGAUUGGAGGUUAUAGAGAAAAUGAAGGACCUUUCUCCAGUCAUGUUCGAGGAUUUUGUAACGCCAUAUCAGAUAAACUUGGAAGAGGAUGGACCGUUGCCACAUAACGAUCAGUUGCGAUAUCAACCAUUGGACAUAUAUCCUGCACCACUGCACAGAUGUUAAAAUAUUGAUGGGAACCAUCAGCUCAUUACAGGUGAAAUCUCAUCUAGUGUAUGGUUUGAGAGGUGAUUCUAGUCACUUUCUUGUGAUAGUCAAGCAGUCAGUUUGUCCACAACCUUCUUGGAGCAUGUACUUGAAUCUACACCGCCCGUUUGUAAUCAAGCCUACUCCAGCAGAUGGCUUGGUGAAAUAUGCAAAUCAGGAUUCUAU
This is a messenger RNA of Rosa rugosa (rugosa rose), 3367 nucleotides long. Its product is annotated as ATP-dependent zinc metalloprotease FTSH 12, chloroplastic. Gene Ontology annotation, cellular component: m-AAA complex; chloroplast thylakoid membrane. The transcript is spliced from 19 exons. NCBI's taxonomy places the organism in Eukaryota, Viridiplantae, Streptophyta, Magnoliopsida, Rosales, Rosaceae. Gene Ontology annotation, biological process: mitochondrial protein processing; embryo development ending in seed dormancy; protein-containing complex assembly. Gene Ontology annotation, molecular function: ATP hydrolysis activity; ATP-dependent peptidase activity; metalloendopeptidase activity. The coding region runs from base 149 to 3160 and encodes 1003 amino acids. The record is from RefSeq and is a predicted model, not a curated record.